Sphaeramia orbicularis (orbiculate cardinalfish) is the source of this 4436-nucleotide messenger RNA. It is a transcript of the gene filip1l, whose product is annotated as filamin A interacting protein 1-like. The transcript is spliced from 7 exons. The coding region runs from base 390 to 4130 and encodes 1246 amino acids. NCBI's taxonomy places the organism in Eukaryota, Metazoa, Chordata, Actinopteri, Kurtiformes, Apogonidae. The record is from RefSeq and is a predicted model, not a curated record.
GAUAUCUGCAUGGCAGGUCCUGUCUCCCCCUCUGCUCUUUCAUUCUCUCUCUCACACACACAUGCACAGUCUGUCUUCCCAGUCCCCAGCUAAAGACACUAUCACACACACUCACAGCAGCUCCUUCAGACUGUCAGGAGACAGUCCUCCUCCUCCUCUUCAUUUCUCCCACCUCUCAGACCACCUGGAUUUUACAGGAGGCCAGCUGAGGACGCCACAGUGAAAGAAAAGAGACGCUCACUGUCAGGAAGGAGAGCAGAGCAAACGUUUACACUGAGGAUAACGCCUCAUCUCAGCCAGCCGGCUGAAGGCACAGCCAGUGGCACUGCAGAGGCACAACAGCACAGUGGGCUACAGCUUCGCUACAAGAGCAGGUAGGGGAACAGAACAUGCGGUCCAGAAGCAAUAGUCUGGAAGAUGUCACCAAGGCCAAGCUCAUGCAGCAGCAACAGGCAGAUACACGCAAACGCACAGCAGAGCGAGAGGAGCCCUCCGGAAGGGUGGAGCGCCGGAGUCGACACCGGGAGCCGCCGGAUGACACCGGGACUAUUCAGCGGAAUCACAAGACAGUGAAGAAUAACACCUGUGUCAGUGGGAGUGGCAGUGGGAGCAGCAGUGGAAGUGCCAGUGGCGCUGCAAAGACAGGCCGGAGGGAAAAGGGCAGGGACCUUUCCCGAGAUGACCUUGUCUUCCUUCUCAGCUUGCUGGAGGGAGAACUUCAGGCCAGAGAUGAGGUGAUCACAGUGCUGAAGGCCGAGAAAAUUGACUUGGCGCUGUUAGAGGCCAAAUACGGGUUUGUCACACCACAGAAGGUCUUGCAGGCCCUGCAGAGAGACGCCAUCCAGGGCAAGACCGAUGCCUUCCAGGAGGACAUCUAUGAGAGCCCCAUGAUGGAGCUAGACAAGCUGGUGGAGAAACAGAGGGAGACACACCGGCGGAUGCUGGAGCAGCUGCUGAUGGUGGAGCAGUCGCAUAAACAGGCUCUGUAUAAGCUGGAGGACGAGAAAAGGAACCACGGGGAGUUUAUGAAGAAGAGUGAUGAGUUCACCAACCUGCUGGAGCAGGAGCGUGAGAGGUUGAAGCUGUUAAUUGAUCAGGAAAAGGCCUACCAAGAAAGAAAAGACGAAGAGAACAACAAAAAAGUCACAAGUCUGAAGGAGGAACUGACAAAACUUAAGUCGUUUGCAUUGAUGGUUGUGGAUGAACAACAGCGUCUCACUGAGCAGCUGAAUCAACAAACAGCUAAAGUCCAAGAACUGAGUGCCAGCGCUUCACAAGCCCAGGAGGAGCUGAGCUCAGCUAAUGCCCGUCUGCAGGAAGAGGAGCAAAAGGUUUUUCGGUUGGAGGCUGAGCUGCGUGACCAAGCCACUAGAUAUCAUCAGGAUCAAGAGGCCAUGACUGCCAAGUUUACUAGUGAGGAUGCUCAAAACAGACAGCUGCGCCAGAAACUGUCAACCCUCAGCAGGCAGCUGGAUGAGCUAGAGGAGACCAACAAAACCCUGCGCAGGGCUGAGGAAGAGCUGCUGGAGCUGAGGGACAAAAUAAGCCGUGGUGAAUGUGGAAACUCCAGCCUCAUGUCUGAGCUUGAAGAGUUACGGAAGAGGGUCCUUGAAAUGGAGGGAAAGGAUGAGGAGCUGAUCAGAAUGGAAGACCACUGCAGAGAUCUGAACAAAAAACUGGAGAAAGAGGCCAGCCAAAGCCGGAGCCUGAAGUUAGAGGUUGAUAAACUGAACCACAGAAUUAUGGAUUUAGAAAAGCUGGAGGAUGCAUUCAGCAAGUGUAAACAAGAAUGUGGCUCACUUAAAAGUAAUCUGGAAAAAGAGAGGACGGUGUCAAAGGUUCUGACCAGUGAGCUGGAAGCCUUGAAACUCCGUGUCAAAGAGUUGGAAGGUGCUGAAAGUCAGUUAGCAAAGACAGAGUUAACACUAAAAGAAGAUCUUACAAAGCUGAAGACGCUGACUGUAAUGUUGGUGGAUGAAAGGAAAGCAAUGGCAGAAAAGCUAAAGCAAAUGGAGAACAAAGUACAGAACAGCACUGGCAAACUUCAGGCUGAGCAGGACAAAGUUACAUCUGUCACAGAAAAGCUAAUAGAAGAAAGCAAGAAAGCACUGAAAUCAAAGGCUGAGCUGGAGGAUAAAAUGUGCAGUGCCACAAAGGAAAGGGAUGAUCUGAAGGCCAAGCUGAGGACUGAAGAGGAAAAGAGUAGUGAUUUGGAGUCCAAGAUCAGUAUGAUGAAGAAAAGGCUGCAGUCACUGGAGACCUUAGAAAGAGAAUAUCUGAGGAAUAAAGCAAAAGAGGAACACAUCAAAACACCCAUUGCCAACCGCUUCCAGCAAGAAGAUAACAAGGUCAAGGAUUUGACACAGGAGGUUGAACGCCUUAGGCGUAAACUGAAAGACAUGAAGGUGGUAGAAGGUGAUUUAUUAAAAUCUGAGGAGUUUGAGUCACUGGAGAAAAGAUUUACCAAUGAACAAGAGAAAGCAAAGGCACUGAUGGAAGAGCUGGAAAUAUCCAAAAAGGAACUUUCCAAGUACCAGCUGGCUGAAAAGAAAGAAUGUAACCAAGAAACUGUCCUGUAUAAACGCCUGAAAGAAGAGGAGGCAAAGUCAAGCCAUUUGACCAGAGAGGUAGCAGCUCUGAAGGAGAAGAUCCAUGAGUACAUGGGAACAGAGGAUUCCAUCUGCCGUAUGAAAAGUGAUCAUUCUACCCUGCAAAGAAAACUGACUCAGCAGGAAGUCAGAAAUAAAGAACUCGCCAGAGAAAUGGAGACACUCACACGGGAGCUUGAGAGAUAUAGACGCUUUAGCAAGAGUCUCCGUCCUGGCAUGAAUGGAAGACGAUUCUCAGACCUACAUGUUUCCACCAAGGAAGUCCAAACAGAGCCACUGGACCUCAUGUCUCCCAACUGCAAGACAAUGGCACCACCACUGGAACGUGCUGUGGUGAAUGGGAAACUGUACGAUGAAAGUGAAGUUGAGGAUAACGCAAAUUACAACAAUGAGCUUCAGCUCACCAAAUGCAGUCCGUCACUCAUCAACAAUGUAAAUAACCUCAACAACAAUAUGAGAAGAGCUCGAGUCCCAUUCCUUAAAAAUAAAGAUACCCCCCAUCAGGUAAAUGGGAAAGUGCAACCUCGGCAGAAUGGAAACCACGUCCAGCCUGGAGAUGUUGUGUUGACCCACAGUCCAGGACAGCCUCUGCACAUUAAAGUGACUCCUGACCAUGGACAUAACACAGCUACACUAGAAAUCACCAGCCCAACCACAGAAAACACCCAGUCAUUCACCAGCACUGCCGUCAUACCCACAAGUGGAGGUCCACCCAAACAGAGAAUUACCAUCAUUCAGAAUGCCUCCAUAUCCCCUACUGCUAAAUCCAUUUCCCCUACAACAAAAUCUAAAGGUUCCCCUAUGCCUGAUGACCCCUGUUCACCAGAUAGGGCCCUAUCACCUUUCACUAUGGCUACAUACUCCAGAGCCAUGACCCCAGACUCUUGUGGCUCUGUAACACCAGACAGAGCUAUGUCACCAAUACAGAUAGUUUCCGUCACAACAGGCACCCCUGACCGCUCCCACUCCACGGAGCCAGUGGAGGUUGUUGGAGGACAUGCCGUCUUCCGUGUGACCCCUGAGAGGCAGAGCAGCUGGCAGGUCCAAAGAUCUAACAGUUCAGGGCCCAACGUCAUCACCACAGAAGACAACAAAAUCCACAUUCACUUAGGGAGCCCUUUCAUUCAAAGCAUCAGUAGUCCAUCACAAACCAUGAGCCCAUGCCACACCCCUGGACUCCAAGAGCAGAGGACUCAGGUCCUGGCAAACUGUACUCCUGCUGCCAAAGGCAACAGCAAAAUCACAAGUAGCAUCAUGAUUAAGCCCACCUCCACCCCAAUCCAAAGGCCAUCGCAAAUUACAGUACCUCUAGAAGCAUUCCGACGACCAGGACCUACGAGAAUACCCAAACCGAAGGGCUACGGCUCCCAGAAGGGGGCGACCAGCACAGCAGCCCAUACAGGACUGCAGAGCAAGACUCAGCUUCCACAGAAUAGUCUAAGCAUUGGGAAAGAGCAGCCCACACAAACACCUGCAGGACACAACAACAACAACCCCAACCUGAUGAACCGCAGACUGUGACGUUAUCCUUCACAUUUUUAGACGUGUGUAGUCACUGGUAACCUGUCAUCAUUAACAGUAGUUCAAUCAGACAAUAAACUUAAAAUCUAAACUGACUUAAAUGUAAUUGAUCAUAUUGGUUUUAGCAAUUUGCAUUAAGAUUAGCCAAUGGCUACAAAAGAAAACUAUACUGUUUGUGUAACUGCCUACUGUUAUACUGGUUCUUCAAAGCUCUGACACAGUCCUGUUCUAUUUCCAUUUUCCUCUCCUGUGGUGCUCUAAGACUGCAAAAUACUAUUACACGCAAACUGUACACACCGUAUUAAA